Molecule: messenger RNA, 789 nt
Organism: Zea mays
Lineage: Eukaryota; Viridiplantae; Streptophyta; Magnoliopsida; Poales; Poaceae
Product: polyamine oxidase 3-like
Exons: 5
Biological process (GO): polyamine catabolic process
Cellular component (GO): peroxisome
Molecular function (GO): polyamine oxidase activity
Source: RefSeq, a predicted model, not a curated record
CAGGAGCCAUCCACCUUUAUUUCCUUCUUUUCUCCAUGUCCAAAUUGUGAUACUGCUGGAAUAAUAAAUUUGAUUAGAAAUGACUUCGAAACUUAUCUUUUCUUCUCAAUAUGAUCAAUAGAACUAAACUUGUACUUCUGAACACAUUUGGUACUUAAACAUUUUUAUUUCAUGUGUUAUCUUUACUGAGAUAAAACAUAUCUUGUCUUCAUGUCAGGCUCAUGCGGUGAAAAUGGGAGAAAGCCACACACACCAUCUGCUAUUGUUAUUGGUGGUGGGUUUACAGGUCUUGCUGCUGCUGAUGCGCUCAGAAAUGCAUCCUUCCAGGUUAUUCUUCUGGAAUCUCGUGAUAGAAUUGGUGGCAGAGUUCACACUGACUACUCUUUUGGGUUUCCAGUCGAUUUGGGAGCAUCUUGGCUUCAUGGCGUCUGUGAAGAAAAUCCCUUGGCACCAAUAAUUGGAAGGCUUGGACUUCCACUGUACCGCACAAGUGGAGACGAUUCUGUGCUGUUUGAUCAUGAUCUGGAGAGCUAUGCACUCUAUGACACUAAUGGACGUCAAGUACCACAGGAGUUGGUAGAAAAGAUUGGGAAGGUGUUUGAGACCAUACUGGAAGAGACUGGCAAAUUGAGGGAAGGAACCAAUGAAGAUAUGUCUAUCGCAAAAGCCAUUGCAAUUGUUAUGGAUAGAAAUCCACAGUUGAGGUUUGUACUAAUCUACUUCCUGCCUUUGUUCACUGUUCAACACAAACAUACCAGUCAUUUUAACAGUGGGUUUUCCAUGUGUUCA